AUGACUUCUACUGGACAAGAGAACCUGUUACGACAACUCCUGGACAAAAUUCAACGAUUGGAAGACGGGAUUAAUCAACAAUUACCUAUUUUAAGUGAAGAAAAUAAAAAUCGCGCUAAAGAAAUUCAAAACCUAGGCGAACAACUCAAGAUGGUAGCUUUAACAGAAGUAGGCAGCGGACACCUUCCCGAUGACCUGGGAGAAAAAGAAAUGCAUGCUGCUCAAGUUUCCAUCGAACCAAACGAAAUGAUGAAAGCAACCGAAGCCAUCCGCACCAUUGAAACCUUACGAGAGCGUGAUGAUGUUGGAGUCGAAGAUUUUAUCAAGUCGGUCAGAAUAAACAUCAAAGCCCAAUCUCUAGAAGCAACCCGCACUUAUAUACUUAACUUGAGGCGAGAGAUAGGUAUACUUGUAAUUCCUAGCAAACCUCGACACUUAAUCGAAGCGCAAACAAUGGCGGCUGACAUGGAACUUUGGACUCGCGACGCCAAUCAUACCAUGGAAAGAAGACAAAUUAAUACUAAACAUUCUCCACUACGCCCAACAACCCAACGUCCUACUCUCCCUGCCUACCAUGUAAACCCUCCUGCCGACCGUACAAGCCUUAAGUGCACCAAGUGUAAUAAAAUUGGACAUACUAGUGACAAGUGUUAUGUGCGAAAUUUUCAAAUGGGCAACCAAGGCAAAAUUCCAUCUCUACAAAUCCACAAUACAGUGACAGAAGUGGAGACAUACGAAUUAACUGCACCACCGGAAGAUUGCUACGAAUUGGAUGCAAACUACCAGACUAAUCAGACCAGUACCAAAAUAUUCUUUAUGGGUAACGACAAACACACUAGUAACCUAACGACCACUAUACACGCACAAAAUGUUUCUCAUACCUUUUACGUAAUUCCUGACGAUUUUCCCUUGAUAGAAGUCGAGAACAAUAGAACCAACACUACCACCAAAAACUGCAAGAAAACAAAUUCAGUAUCUAGACGGGAAGCCUGUUCAAAUAUGCUUCAUCAAUACUGCUAUAAACCUCCUGAGUACCAUAAACAAGAAAUAGAACGUCAAAUUAAUAAAAUGCUAGAAAAAUCCAUUAUUGAACCAUCAGACUCCCCUUACAAUGCACCAGUAUGGGUAGUACCUAAAAAACCAGACGCCUCAGGCAAGCGUAAAUGGCGAAUAGUCAUUGACUUUAGGAAACUGAACCAACUGACUGACCAAGACGCUUAUCCACUACCAACCUCGAACGAAAUUUUAGACCAUUUAGGUAAAGCCAAAUUUUUCAGUGCAUUAGAUCUUUCCUCAGGGUUCCAUCAGAUUCCCAUGAAUCCAAAUUCAAAAAAAUAUACUGCAUUCUCAACACCCCAAAGUCAUUUUCACUACAACAGAAUGCCUUUCGGGCUAAAGAAUGCCCCUGCAACCUUCCAAAGAAUGAUAGAUAUAGCCUUACGCGGAUUAAUUGGAAAACACUGUUUCGUAUACCACGAUGACAUUAUUAUUUUUGGUUCAACUAUUCAAGAACACAAUCAAAACCUUGCAAUCGUACUCCAUAAACUCCAAGACUUGAAGCUUAAAUUACAACCAGAUAAAUGCGAAUUCCUUAAACCCGAACUAGAAUGUCUAGGGCAUAUAGUGACCGCAGACGGAGUAAAACCUAAUCCGAAAAAACUAGAAGCAAUAGAAAACUUCAAAAUUCCUAAAACACCCACCCACGUUAAAUCUUUCCUAGGACUGACGGGAUACUACCGCAAAUUUAUUCGUAACUUCUCCAAAAUUGCAAAACCACUAAUAGAUUUGACAAAGAAAGAUACGCCGUUUCAUUGGACUGACAAACAACAAUUAGCAUUCAACACUUUAAAACAAAAACUUUGUGAAUCCCCUGUACUACAAUAUUCAGACUAUGACAAACCUUUCACAUUAACAACCGACGCAUCGAACGAAGGACUAGGAGCAAUUUUAUCGCAAGACGGACAUCCUUGUUGUUACAUAUCCCGAACACUUAAUCCACCUGAAAAAAACUACAGUACAACCGAGAAAGAACGGUUGUAUGGGCUAUCAAACGCCUCAGACAAUAUUUGUUAG
Megachile rotundata (alfalfa leafcutting bee) is the source of this 2073-nucleotide messenger RNA. RefSeq lists its product as uncharacterized. NCBI's taxonomy places the organism in Eukaryota, Metazoa, Arthropoda, Insecta, Hymenoptera, Megachilidae. The record is from RefSeq and is a predicted model, not a curated record.